GGUCAUGCUGGCCACAGCGCUGGAGGUACAGCCGCUGCAGCCGCUGCAGACAUCAGCAGCAGCGCCAGCGGCGAUGAAAGGCGCCAAAAGGGGCCGAGCCAAGGCCGCGGCGCUCCCGCCCGCGACUGGGGCUGGUGCCAACGGCGGUGUUGGCGGCAGUGGCGGCGCGGCUGCUGCUGCUGCUGGUGCGGUGGCGUUGGAUGCCUGCGAGGACGCUGCCUUGGUGCCGAUGCGGCUGUGGCCAGCGCCGGGCGACGCAGGCGCACGGCAAGACACCGGUACCCACCCAGGCUCUCAGGCUACUACUGCUGCUGCCGCCGCGACCGCUGCUGCGACCAUAUCCGGCGCUGAGCCCGAGGUUGUAGACCUUGCCCUCGAUAGCCCGGAGGCCCCGGAGGUCCCGGAGACCUCGGAGCCCAGGUCACCUGCCGCUGCGGUGCUGCACCUGGUGGGGGGUGGCGGCGGCGGCGGUGGAGGCAGCGGCGAGGGCAGCGGAGGCAGUCCCGGCGGCGGUGCGGAGGCGGGCUGCUCUGAGGAGGCGGUGUACGACAUGCUGCUGCAGUCGCUGAACGCGGGGGCGGAGGGUCUGAUGCUGAAGCGGCUGGACGGCGGGGCCGCCUACGAGCCCAGCCGCCGCAGCGAUAGCUGGAUCAAGCUGAAGCGCGAUUACUGCGAGGGACUGCGGGACAGUGUGGAUGUGGUUCCCAUAGGGGCGUGGUACGGCCAGGGACGCAAGGUGCAGUGGUUCAGCCCCUUCCUGCUUGCUGUGUACGACCCGGGCGCGGAGGAGUUCCAGAGCCUGUGCCGCUGCAUGAGCGGCUUCAGCGACCAGUUCUAUGCGGCAGCGCGGGAGCGGCUGGCAGCCACCAUCAUACCGGGCCCCAAGCCCUACUACAACACGGCUGAGCGGCCCAGCGUGUGGUUCGCGCCCACGGAGGUUUGGGAGCUGCGGGGGGCAGACCUGACCCUGUCCCCGGUGCACCGGGCGGCGGCAGGUCGACUGCACCCCGAGCGAGGUGUGGGCAUGCGCUUCCCAAGGUUCCUUCGGGUGCGACACGACAAGCGGCCCGAGGACGCCACCAGCGCGGACGUCAUCGUGGAUCUGUACAGCCGCCAGACACGCAAGGUGGCGCCACAGCAGCAGCAGCAGCAGCAGGGGGCGGCUGGGGCCGGAGGGCCGGCGCUGAGGGCUGCUGCUGCUAGCGCCGGGGCGGUUGGAGCUGCUGUGGGUGCGGGGGAUGCUAGUACUGCUGCUGGGAUGACGACGGGGGCUGGUCUGGGC
Molecule: messenger RNA, 1282 nt
Organism: Astrephomene gubernaculifera
Lineage: Eukaryota; Viridiplantae; Chlorophyta; Chlorophyceae; Chlamydomonadales; Astrephomenaceae
Source: the annotation of a GenBank genome assembly